AAAGAGCCUGAGACACUUCCGCAAUCCCCAGUAAACCAAUAACACUUGCAAGUAACUGAUCACAACGCAAUCUGUUAAGUCUGACCUUGAGUGUUUCAUUUGUUAAAUAAAACAAAAGAGGAUCUCAACAAUCUGACGAAUUAUUAUAUAAAAUUAAAGAGUAUAAAGAGAUUUUUUAAUUCAAGUGCAUAGAAUGGUACUGAGUAAACAUGUAAAGACCUGUCGAAGGGGAGUCUCAUUAACCAGACGCUUGACAGAGAGUGCCACAGGUAGGGAUGGUUCCGAGAACGUCAAGACAAUGGCAGAGAAGCUGUCAACCUCUGUGACACUUCUGUCGAAAUCAAACAAGACGAUGGCAUUGUCCCAAUGGAGAGUGUUAACCCAACUGAAGGGUUACCUCGCACGACCUGAGUACAAGAAUUUCCAGAUAAUCAUCAGCAAGUACUGGAUGGAGGCGCUGCAAAAGGUGUCUGGUCCACCCCUGGAGAAUGUCCGGGGUUUUUCGAUGGGUGACAGCUCUGAGAAGAAGUCUGAGGAGCCAGAGAAGAAGUCGGACAUGGUGGAUACCCUGAAGGCCACGAAAAACAUUGAUAAAUCGUUAGAAGUGGCAAAAGACAAGGAUGAGCCCCAGAAUCAAUCACUCUCUGCUGACCAAGUGCUGCAGAACACCAAGGAUCAGAUAAUGGCUUUGCCUCAGGCUGUCAGUGAUUUCUGGGAGAAGCUCAACCCUAAGAAAUCCCCACCUCUGGUGACUGUACCCAAGUGGAAGACCAAUCUCAGCAACAGCAUCACCAAGCACAGCAUCGCCUCAAGGACGAAGCACGUGCUCAACAGCAUCAGCACAGCUGAGACAACCGCCUCGAGGUUCAGGAGAAUUGAGGAUUUAUUGACUCACAUCGAGCAGUAUCCAGAGGCCAGGCAUCUUGCUCUCAAAGAGGGGGCUAUUACUAUUCUCUUGAGGGUGAGACAGCUAUCGAGUGAUCUGAGUGUCACCCAGGCUGUCAGGGAGGCGCUCGCUAUCAUGGGAUAUGUCGAUCCUGUUCCUAGAAAGGGCAUCAGAAUAUUGUCAAUCGAUGGAGGUGGCAUGAGGGGUCUUCUCGUCAUCGAGAUGCUCAAGAAACUCGAGGAACUCACUGGCCAGAGGGUUCAUGAUAUGUUUGAUUACAUGUGUGGAGUCAGCACUGGAGCCAUUCUAUCUGCCGUUCUUGCUACUAUUCGGGAAUCCAGUGAUAUCGGUGGCCACAAGCAGAAGACCCUCGACGAGAUAUCAGAUUUAUACAAGGACCUGAGUGCCAAGGUCUUCACACAGGGUGCACUCAGAGGCACCAGUAGCCUGAUGUGGAGUCAUGCUUAUUACGACACUGCCUUGUGGGAGCAAAUACUCCAGGAACAACUAGGGGACAAGGACUUAAUCAAGACUCAACGAGACCCCAAUUCCCCAAAGUUUUCAGCGAUAGCUUCAGUAUUUGAUAACGUCCAGAUAAUGGCCUACAUCUUCAGGAAUUAUGCUUUACCACCUCGAGUUGAAUCCCAGUACAUGGGGUCACACAGACACAAGAUCUGGGAGGCUGUGCGAGCCUCAGCAGCAGCCCCAACUUAUUUCGAAGAGUUCAAACAUGGAAAGUAUAUUCUCUCGGAUGGCGGGAUCAUGGUUAAUAACCCGUGUGCUGUGGCAAUCCACGAGGCAAAAUUGCUGUGGCCAAACACACCGAUACAGUGUGUGGUUUCCUUCGGCACUGGGAGAACACCACCCUCAAUCAACGAUGGGGAUGAGACCACCACUGCCUCCAGCUGGAAGGAUAAAUUCGAUAAAAUUCUCGCCAGUGCCACUGACACUGAAGGUGUUCACACGAUGCUGAACGAUCUCCUCCCAGAUCACGUCUACUACAGGUUCAACCCCUACCUGACGGAAAUGCUCCCAAUGCAGGAGACGAGACCCGAGAAAUUGAAUCAGUUAGAGCAAGACGCAAGAAUGUACAUCCGGAAGAACGAGGAUAAAUUCCAUCACGCUGCAAUAGCCCUCAACCUCAGAAAAUCGAUACCCCAGAAGGUCCUCGACUUCUUGAAACUACGAAAACAACUUCUCGGCUUCGAUUAGAAUAAUUAAUUUGCACUGACUGCAUUUUCUCUUGCCGCCAUAUUAUAAUCAUCCUGACUGUGAUAUACUAGACCUUUGUGUGAUUUUCAUUUACCGAUUAAGUUGCAUAAUGAAUUCUUGUCGUUCAUUUAUAUUAGUAACUUUUAUUAAUAUUAUUCCUAAUAAAUUGUAUUAGCAAAUAUCUUUAAGUUUUUACUAGUUGCAUAAUGAAUUCUUGUCAUUAAUUGAUAGAUUUAUAUAGAGUCUGUGGAAUUGCACUGGAUCAAUAAAUGUAAAUAGAAUUGAAUAGAUUCUUA
This is a messenger RNA of Fopius arisanus, 2394 nucleotides long. Its product is annotated as calcium-independent phospholipase A2-gamma. The record is from RefSeq and is a predicted model, not a curated record. Gene Ontology annotation, biological process: arachidonate metabolic process. Gene Ontology annotation, cellular component: membrane. The transcript has 6 exons. NCBI's taxonomy places the organism in Eukaryota, Metazoa, Arthropoda, Insecta, Hymenoptera, Braconidae. Bases 194 to 2098 code for a protein of 634 amino acids.